This is a messenger RNA of Sorghum bicolor (sorghum), 846 nucleotides long. Its product is annotated as mitochondrial fission 1 protein A. Gene Ontology annotation, biological process: mitochondrial fission; peroxisome fission; autophagy of mitochondrion. NCBI's taxonomy places the organism in Eukaryota, Viridiplantae, Streptophyta, Magnoliopsida, Poales, Poaceae. Bases 162 to 653 code for a protein of 163 amino acids. Gene Ontology annotation, cellular component: mitochondrial outer membrane; peroxisomal membrane. The record is from RefSeq and is a predicted model, not a curated record. The transcript has 5 exons. Gene Ontology annotation, molecular function: protein binding.
UUCCCCCUCGUGGCGUGCGCAACGAUCUAGCACUUCUCGAAUCCCCACUCUUCCUUCUGCGGUUCCACGCCCAUCCCUGCACACGAAGCCUGGAAUAGCCCUCCCCCUGCUCUGCCACCUCCUCGGAUCCCGAUCGCCCCCCCGCAGACAACAACAGAUCGAUGGAGGCCAAGAUGGAACGCUUCUUCGAGUCCGUGGGCAAUUUCUUCACCGGAGGCGACAACAUCCCCUGGUGCGACCGCGACCUCAUCGCCGGCAUUGAAAGAGAGCUUGCCGACGCUGCAAAUGAUGAACAGAGGAAUGCUAGCCUUAUGAGGUUAUCAUGGGCCCUUGUGCACUCCAAGCAGACAGACGAUGUAAACCGUGGAAUCAGCAUGCUUCAAGCUUCUUUGGAUAAUUCUGGCAGUCCUCUGGAGACUAAGGAAAAGAUGUACCUGUUGGCAGUUGGGCUCUUCAGGAUUGGCGACUACUCAAAAAGUAGGCAACUUGCAGAUCGCUGUUUGGAGAUUCAACCUGACUGGAGGCAGGCCAUGUCUCUGAAGAAAGCAAUAGAAGAUAAAAUUGCCAAAGAUGGUGUGAUUGGCAUAGGAAUCGCAGCAACUGCCGUGGGACUUCUGGUUGGUGGAAUAGCUGCUCUUGCCAGGAAGAAGUGAGGCGAAUAUAUUGGACCAGCUCAUUGAACUAGGAGAGGUCCCGUCUAUAAUUACAUAUCUUCUGUUGUUGCCUUGGUGAUAUUACAGUCGAAUCGCAACAGUCUUUAUGUGUACAAACACAAAAAAAAAAGCUUGGAUGAUAAUAGUACUCUUGAGACACCAUAGCUUUUGUUAAUUAAUUGGUUUUCCCAUC